Cavia porcellus (domestic guinea pig) is the source of this 1479-nucleotide messenger RNA. RefSeq names its product kallikrein related peptidase 14 (gene Klk14). The transcript is spliced from 5 exons. Lineage: Eukaryota; Metazoa; Chordata; Mammalia; Rodentia; Caviidae. The record is from RefSeq and is a predicted model, not a curated record. Gene Ontology annotation, biological process: proteolysis. The coding region runs from base 461 to 1222 and encodes 253 amino acids. Gene Ontology annotation, molecular function: serine-type endopeptidase activity.
CACCCUGGAAGGGCACCCUCUCCUGUCCACCCAGCUCCAGGGUCAUCCUUCCCAGAUUCCUUCUAGAUUAUAGCAUCUUUCAAGGGCGGGUUCUUGUUAAUGACUAUGACCACUUCUCUGACCAGAAAGGGGUGGAAAGGUGAAGGAGGCAGGAGUCCUGGCAGGGAAACGAGACCAUAAAAGUGGGGUGUCAGAAGGGCAGUGGGGGGCAGGGCCAGCUGCCCAGACUGGGGAUAAAAGCCUUUGCUGACUUGACUAGGAAGUGGCACCACCUCUAGCUCCUUCGUGAGCCUGCCCAGCACCCUCCCUCCAGACCUCACGCUCGCAGCCUCCAGCCCCAUGUCCCUGAGGGUCUGGGUCUCCGCGUGAGUGGCUGUCUCACUGCCUCAGCCCCUGGCUGUGUGGUGGCUUCCAUCUGACCCGCUGUCUCUCUGCACCUGCAACCCCAGCCAGCCCCAGAAUGCUGCUUCUAUUCUCCGCACUCCAAGUCCUGGCUGUAGCCAUGGCCCAGAGCCCAGAGAACGACAACAAGAUAAUUGGCGGCUACACCUGCAUCCAGAACUCCCAGCCCUGGCAGGUGGCUCUUCUGGCUGGGGCUGGACGGCAGUUUCUGUGUGGUGGGGUCCUGUUGUCAGACCAGUGGGUCAUCACUGCCGCUCACUGUGCCCGCCCGAUCCUUUAUGUCGCCGUGGGCAAGCACAACCUGAGGAGGUGGGAAGCCACCCAGCAGAUACUGCCCGUGCAGCGCCAGGUGCCACACCCCGGCUACAACGCCAGGACCCACAACAACGACCUCAUGCUGCUGCGACUGAGGCAGCCUUUGAGGAUCGGGAGGGCAGUGAGGCCCAUCCCCCUGGCCCAGUCCUGCGCUAGCAAAGGGACUCCCUGCCUAGUAUCCGGCUGGGGCACCAUAUCCAGCCCUAUCGCCAGGUACCCCAAUGCUCUGCAGUGCGUGAAUAUCAACAUCAUGUCGGAUCAACAGUGCCAGCAGGCCUAUCCUGGCGCCAUCACUGCUGGCAUGGUCUGCGCCGGAGUCCCCCAGGGCGGCAAGGACUCUUGUCAGGGUGACUCUGGGGGACCCCUCGUGUGUGGAGGAAAGCUCCAGGGCCUCGUGUCCUGGGGGAUGGAACGCUGCGCCCUGACUGGUUACCCAGGGGUCUACACCAACCUGUGCAAGUACAGGAGCUGGAUCCAGAGAACAAUGCAGGGUCAGCGACCAUAGAGUCACUGCUGGCCAGCUGGCCCAGCCCUCCUCCCUCAGACCCAGGGGUCCAGCCCCGCACCCUGACCCUCACUCCAGGCACCACCCCUCUUCCCAGGGCAGCUGUUCAGUUUUCUCUCCCCUCGUUCACAGUGUCACUGUCAUUACUCAGGACCCCCUUGGGCACAGAGAGGAGGAGGUCUUCAUACCCAUAAGAAGACAAUUCUCAAAGUUCUUACCAUCUCUGAAAAUCAAACAAACAAUAAAAGCCAUACAAC